AUGCCACCACCGACCAAGCUAGCAGCAUGCGAUAACUCGUACGACAACGAAACUACGAAAAUUUUCGAGGAAACAUAUUCAAAACGAGCUAUAUUUCCAAAUAACUCGUCCGAAGCGAUAAGCUAUUCAGCCCUAGCGCAAAACGUGAGCAAUGCUGUAGACUGGGCUAACGUAUCGUCUUUUUUAUUUAACGAUCCAAUUCAACUAUUUGGUAGCGAACCAUGGGCUAUGCUUGGAUUGCAGGUAAGGUUCAAAAAAUGCACGAAAUCGGAUCAUCAAAAGUAUAUUAUUCUUAGGUAAAU
Molecule: messenger RNA, 302 nt
Organism: Strongylus vulgaris
Lineage: Eukaryota; Metazoa; Nematoda; Chromadorea; Rhabditida; Strongylidae
Source: the annotation of a GenBank genome assembly